Molecule: messenger RNA, 2754 nt
Organism: Mercenaria mercenaria
Lineage: Eukaryota; Metazoa; Mollusca; Bivalvia; Venerida; Veneridae
Product: tensin-1-like
Exons: 11
Coding region: 113-2536 (807 amino acids)
Source: RefSeq, a predicted model, not a curated record
UCACCCGGAAGUGAUGCUGGUUUGUAUAUUGGUGCAAAACAAAGAAAAGAUGCUGAGUGCCUUUGACAUUUCUUGCGAUUUUAAGUGCUAGAAAAAUAAAGCAAGAGUCAUAAUGUAUUUAGGUCGAGCAAAGAAAGCUAUCGAUCAGUUAGAUCAAAAGGAAUUUCAAGAAAAGGAAGCUAAACAUGCAGAACGCGAAUCGUCGAAAAGUGAGAGUAUUGAGAUGAGAGACGAAUUUGCUCCGGAGGAGUUACCGGAUGGUGCUUGUUUUCGGUUAAAAAGUGUGAAUGUUGGCACAGAAGAUGGGGCAACUGCAACACGGCAGGCAGAGUAUAUUGGGUCAUUUUCUGUGAGUGGUGAGGACCAGACAGCAAGAACAGAAUUUGUACAGAGACAGUUGGAAAGUAUGCAUGCUGUGGAGAAAAGCAAGAAAGUGUUACUGGUGAUGUCUCUGACUGGUGUAAAAGUAUGCAGCAGUAAUGGUGAAUCGGUGUAUAUGGCACAUGCGCUCAAGAGAAUUUCCUAUGCUGCCUGUGAUCCGGAGCAUCGUCAGUUUGCCUUUCUUGCACGAGAACCUAAAGGUCAUAUUAACAUACAGUUUUGCCAUGCCUUCAUCACCAAAACUCCUGAAGAGGCUGAGGAGCUGAACACUAUAAUUGGGAAUGCCUUCAAGAUGGCAUACGCUCAGCAAAAGACACGACAACCUACAUUUAAUGAACUGAUUGAAAAACAGCUUGUCGAACAAAAGGCGAAAUUUGCCGAAUAUCAGGAACAGGCUAAUCGUGCGUUACAACAGAGACUUAAUGAAAUAGCCACGCCCACUGCGUUACAGAGAAUGGAGCUGCGGAGACAGUCCAGCUCCGAUGAUUUGUUAGAAUCUAACUGCAGUACCCCACCUGCUUCAGAGAAAGAUGCAACAAAGAAUAAAAUAUGGUACUCACUGGGUAGAUAUCCAAGAAAGGCAAAACAUGCGAUUGAAAAGGUUACUCAUCGAUCCCAGGCAUUAGACGGUCCUGCGCGAAGUAAUUCACCAACAUUUUCAUCCUCCCGUCCAUCAAGUUCCAGUCAACAACAAGUUACUGGUAAAUCUGAUCCAAAUUUUUCAGCUACGAAAAGGAAUUCUACUCCAGUUCAGCUUUCUCCGUCAAAAUCUUCAAACUUUAAUUCAAAUGUGAAUUCGCCGAAGAGAAAUUCCUCACCCUAUUUGUCUACUCUACAUAAUUUCCAGGUAGUGACUAUACGUGAAUCUCUAGAAAAUAAUGUGAACAAUUCUAACCGAUUUAAAGGAUCCCCAGUGACGGCUCUGAAGGAUGAAAUAGAUAGAAGAUUUCUGAGUAAUGGCGGCGGCGGAACCCUAGAUUCGGGUCUCGGCUGGGGGAUUGGAGACGACAUGGAUAGUUUACAGAGAUUGAAACUGGACCACCAUUAUGAUAAUGAAGAUCAGUUGCAAGCUCCACCCACACCAUCUAAAAUGCAGAACCGUCCUUUACCGGCAAUACCGGCAUCCACAGAUUUCAAUGAUCACAGAGCCAGUCCAAAACUUCGUAACUGGACCAGUCUAGAUGAUGAUGUCAUACCAAACCACACACGCUCCACGAUGCAGUCACGUUUGCGAGACAGCCCUAAACGUAGACCUCAAAGGCCACAGAGCGAAGUCAUUCUUGAUUCAAAAUUGUCUGUUUUCUCAGGGGGAAGCAUUGAUCAGCCCGGUGUUUAUAUCUACGGCUUUAAGUCACAAACUCAGAAUGAGUUAUCGAAAAAUUGCAAUGUGCAUAAUUCUAAUCAAUUAUCAAGUGUAAAUAUUUCACCACAAUUCAGCAAUAGAUCUAUGCAAAAUCAACACAGCAGGGACGCUAAUACACAGCAGAGAUACUCACCCAAGGUGAACAACUCUAAUCAUCAGUAUUCUCCCAAGGGGAAUAACUUUACUCAGACUGGUUAUGAUAAUAUGAACAGUUUACCAAAUGGAAAAGCGUCACCACCGAUACAUUACCAGAAUGGAAGUCCUUCCCACAAUGCUGUAGAUAGUGUGAAUGAGACUUCCUCAAGUACAAAAAAGGAAAAAGGUAGUGGGUUGGAGUCACUGAUGGGGUUAGAUAGAAGCCAUAUUGAGGAUGAGACGCUGAGACAUUCGUGUUGGUACCAAGCUGGAAUACCAAGGGAUGUGGCAUUAGAAAUAUUACAACAAGAAGACAUUGGGUCUUUCAUAGUUAGAGACAGUUCUACUCAUCCAGGAUGCUACGCCCUGUCUGUCCGUGUGCCAAAGUUCGAAAAUCCAACCGGAAUCUCACAUUAUCUGAUACUUAAAACAGCACGCGGAGUGAAAUUAAAGGGCCUAGAUAAGGAAUGGUCAAGUCUACUUUCUCUAGUCACACAUCAUACGGUAAUGCCAGAAAUGUUGCCAUGCACGCUACGUCUGCCACGUGAUACAAACAAUCCAGCAUUCAAGGCGACUGAUAAAGACGAAAAAGAAGAAGAUCCAGAUUAUCAGAGACUAGCAGAUUUUUCUUCAAUGAUGGAGGCUUUAAAACAGUGAAAUAGAUCAUGGUCACUAAAGGCCUGCAUCUGAAAGCUUUAAAAGAGUGAAAUUAUGAUCUAAGUCAAUGAAAGCUUGAAAAACAAGUGAAAAAAAGCUGUGAAAUAUUGAUCUAGGUUACUGAAGGCUUGAGCAGUUAAAUUGUAAUUUAAGUCAAUGAAGACUAAAAAUGGUGAUGUUUCCAGUAGUAGUGAAUUCAGGGCGGGUGAUCACGUGAC